AUGCCUUCAUCCAGGGCCGCCCGCAAGAAACAGGCCCGUUUGUCCUUCACGCCCCUCCCAAGCUCUUCGCCAGCUUCCAAGGACUACCACAAGCAGAUCAGAGAGCGUGCAGCUGCAGUCAGUCUGGAUGGCACGCCUCGUUCGUCCAAAUAUCGCAGAGUUCAUGACGACGACAGCGACCUGGAGGUACUCCCAGAAGACGAAACACCGACCAUGCCAACGCCUGAUGCUACCCUGCAAAAGCAGAACCCAGAAGUAGUGGAGAUCGAUAGCGACGACGAACCCAUACGCCCUACUCAGCGAGCUCAGACCAAGUCGCGAGUGAAGUCGUCGCGCUCCAGGCAGCAGAGGCUCGACUUCAGCAAUUCGCGAGACAUCGACUCUUUCGAUUCGCCCGUCAAACUACCUUCUUCCUCCGUUCGAACCCGCUCCUCAAAACCUGGCAUGUUCAGCUCUCAAGUCAACGGCCAAGCAUUUAGCAGCGACAGCGACGAAGACUCAGCCGGGUCUGAAGAGCUGCCGUCUCCCAGAAAGCUGAUGGAGAAGUCGAAGAAGGGUCGGAAGGGCAAAGAGAAUCGUAACGUGGUAGUUGAGGACGAUGAAGACGAGGAUGAGAUUGCGGUCGCGCCACGCCGUGCUCCUCAAAUACAGCAAGAGAGUGAAGACGAUGAUGACGACGACAUGCCAACAACAGUGGGAAAGAGACCUCGCCGGCGGCGGAGGAGUCCAUCAGCGGAUAGCUUCAUCAGCGAUUCGCCACCAGCAGCCCCAGACAGCGACGAUGAGAUUGUUGUGACGGGGCAGCGAUCAAGAAAGCGGGCGCGACAAGACACCCAGAGCGAGGAUGACGAGGACGACCUGCCAAAGACGCCGGGACGAAGACGACUCAAACGUCCAAGACAAAUGACGCAGCAGGAGAAGGAAGACUUGGCUGAAGACCUGGACUUCUUCGAACCCAGUAGCGGAGCGGAGGAUGAGCCUGCAAAACCACGUGGAAGUCAAUCGGCUCAGAAGAAUGCACGUCAACAGGCUCUGGAGAAACUGAAGCGGAUGAGGUCAAGUCAGCUACCAGGGGUGGACCAGGAGGAGCAGGAUGAAGCAGAUGCCCAAGAGGAAGAGCGAGAAGAUCCAUACGACGAAGACGAAGAUGAAGUGAUCCCUGAAGUCACUCGAGCACGCCAAAUGUUCACUAAAGAUGACGAGGAUGACGACUUUGUGGAGCAAGAAGACGACGAGGGACCGUUAGGCGUACCAGAAGGUGUGCCUUUGGAGUUCACCCGAUACGCCUCCUCGAAGUCGAAGGAGCUUUUCGAAUUCGCCGUCGAAUGGAUGGUACAGAAGAAGAUCAACCCAGCGUUCGCGAUCGACGAUCCCAUCUAUGAACUCACCUUCAAGAAGCUCGACGACGAAGUCAGAGGCUUGGCUGCAUCCAAAUUCACAUCUUCCGCGUGGACAUCGGACUUCACUCUCGCUCUCCAAGCACGACCUGAGAUCGCCUACGAGAGGAUUGAUCGAAACUCAGCCGAGCACUGGAUGCGCGACAAGUGCGAUGCGUGCAACAGAUCAGGCCAUCCAGCUACUUACCAAAUCCAAUUCCAAGGCAGACCAUACCGCCGCGACACUCUCGACCCUGUCGACCAAGACGACCCCAACAAGGAAGACGACAGCGACAGCGACGACUCCUCCAGCGAAGACGAAGACAAUGAAAAGCAACACUGGGACGCCAAUCACCGCCCAAUCGUCCCCGUCAACACCAUCUGGUACGUCGGCAAAUUCUGCAAGAGCAACGCGGAGACGGCCCACUCCCUCUCCCACUGGAAGCACCACCUCCACGGCUACGUCGAAGACUAUCUCGAGGGCCACAAGUACUGCACGGCGGAGCAGUUGGUCAAGAGAGACAAGUGGCCUACCAAGAAGAGGAACAAGUACGCGAACAAGGUGGUGGAUAAGAUGAAGGCGGAUGGGGAGGUGAAGAAUCUUUGGAACUUGUUCAAGGAUAACAUCGAUCAGGCGCGGAACUCGAAGCAGGGACGGUACGCGGGUGAUAGUGAUUGA
Molecule: messenger RNA, 2055 nt
Organism: Zasmidium cellare ATCC 36951
Lineage: Eukaryota; Fungi; Ascomycota; Dothideomycetes; Mycosphaerellales; Mycosphaerellaceae
Exons: 1
Coding region: 1-2055 (684 amino acids)
Cellular component (GO): nucleus
Source: RefSeq, a predicted model, not a curated record